Molecule: messenger RNA, 1456 nt
Organism: Balaenoptera ricei (Rice's whale)
Lineage: Eukaryota; Metazoa; Chordata; Mammalia; Artiodactyla; Balaenopteridae
Gene: CD274
Product: CD274 molecule
Exons: 7
Coding region: 94-963 (289 amino acids)
Biological process (GO): cell surface receptor signaling pathway; T cell costimulation; positive regulation of T cell proliferation
Cellular component (GO): external side of plasma membrane
Source: RefSeq, a predicted model, not a curated record
CGGGCCGCCGCGGGUGGUCCUCGCAGUCCCGGGCGCAGUGCCGAAGCCUCCCCGCCAGCCGAGAGUCUCCCGCCCGCAGGUCAUUCCAGAAAGAUGAGGAUAUAUAGUAUCUUUACAUUCAUGGCUUACUGUUGUUUGCUGAAAGCAUUUACUAUCACAGUUCCCAAGGACCUGUAUGUGGUAGAGUAUGGCAGCAAUGUGACAUUGGAAUGCAAAUUUCCAGUAGACAAACAAUUAAACCUGUUGGCAUUAGUUGUUUACUGGGAAAUGGAGGAUAAGAAAAUUAUUCAGUUUGUGAAUGGGGAGGAAGACCUGAAUGUUCAGCACAGUAGCUACAACCAGAGGGCCCUGCUGUUGAAGGACCAGCUCUCCUUGGGAAAGGCCGCACUUCAGAUAACAGAUGUGAAAUUGCAGGAUGCAGGGAUUUACUGCUGCUUGAUCAGCUAUGGCGGUGCUGACUACAAGCGGAUUACUUUGAAAGUCAAUGCUCCAUACCGCAAAAUCAACCGAACAAUUUCUGUGGAUCCAGUCACCUCUGAACAUGAACUAACGUGUCAGGCUGAGGGUUACCCUGAGGCUGAAGUCAUCUGGACAAGCAGUGACCACCAAGUCCUGAGUGGUAAAACCACCAUCACCAGUUCCAAGAGGGAGGAGAAGCUUUUCAAUGUGACCAGCACACUAAGAAUCAACACAACAGCUAACGAGAUUUUCUACUGCAUUUUUCGGAGAUUAGGUCAUGAGGAAAACAGUACAGCUGAGUUGGUCAUCCCAGAACCAUAUCCAGAUCCAGCAAAAAAGAGGACUCACUUGGUGAUUCUGGGAGCUCUCCUGUUGUUCCUUAGUAUAACCCUGACAAUCAUCUUCUGUCUAAAAAGAGAUGUGAGAAUGAUGGAUGUGGAAAAAUGUGGCACCCGAGAUAUGAACUCAAAGCAGCAAAAUGAUACACAAUUUGAGGAGACGUAAUCCGACGUUGAAACUUCUGAUCUUAAAGCAGGGAUUCUCAGCCUGUGGUUUGAGUUCGUCAGGGUUAGGCAUGGCCAGAGGCAUGCAGUGGGCCAGUGGGCUGCAGAUGAUGUAGAACUUAAAAGGCCCAAGCUCUGAAAAUGGAAGCUGGGAAAGAAGAGGAGAACAAAGGAAGAAGGAGUAAAAAAGGUAGCCUUAGCCUGGAAGGGAACCUUGAUACUUCAAAAUAACUGGGAGACUCAUCAGUGCAUAUGAAAAGGAGAAAGGACACUUCUGAAUGAUAAAUCUCCAUGCAAAUUAUCCAUCACUCAUCCUAGGAAAACAGGUUGAGAUUCCCUGAUUUAAUGGUCAGUUCCUGCAGAAGUGCCCUUUGCCUUCACUCAGUGUUGAUUUGUCUUCUGGGUAAUUGAGAGUCUCAGUGUUGCAACAGUACUUAAGUAUGAGUUAUUUUUAUUUAUUUUGAGUCUGUGGGGUCUUGUCAUGUGAGUGUGGU